CAAAUGAAGAAGGGCGUUGAGCUCGUUGACAAGUGCUCCAAGGUUCGUCCAUGGAAGUUAAACGCUUUCAAAAAGCCUAUUUACACCAGCAAACUUGUUGCAUUGAAUGCAUCUCUCAAUACACUGUUAAGUGUACUGACAGUGCACAUAAUAAGUGAUACGAGGGCUCGGGUAAUCGAUAUGGCUACAACAUUGAACCAAAUCGAUGCGAAUAUUGUGGCACAAUAUCAAAAUCAAAAUCAAGGUUGGUGUGCAAUACCUGAGCCUCCACCCUUUACUGUUGGAUUGGAUGUGCAUGUGGAGGAGUUGAAGAUGGAGCUUCUUAAAGACGAGGCAUCAAUGCUUGUGGUGACUGGUCUUGGAGGAUGCGGGAAAACCACACUGGCACAAAAGAUUUGCAAAGAUCAGAAAGUCAAAGAAAAAUUCAAAGGCAAUCUCUUUUUCGUCAUUGUUUCAAAGAAGUCCAACUGCCUUGUUUUACAAGAACUAUGUCGAAAAACCGGAUCCCUGGUACCUUCUUUCCAAGAAGAAGCAAUUGCAUUUAACUGGCUGCAAGAAUUUCUGAAUACAACAGGACAAGAUCCCCUACUUUUGGUCCUGGAUGACGUGACGCCGGGAUCAGACUCCCUUCUUGAUAAGCUUGAUGAAUUCAAAAGACCAAAUCACAACAUUUUGGUGACAUCAAGAGUUCAAUUUCCAAGAUUUGGUCCUGCAUAUCUUUUAGGAACAUUGGAACCAGGAGAUGCAAUGACACUUUUUCGUCAUUCAGCAUCCCGGUCUGAUAGGAGCUCUUAUAUACCAGACAAUCUAGCGGAACAGAUAGUACAGCACUGUAAGGGAUUUCCACUUGCCAUUACAACGAUCGGAAGAUCAGUUUGCGAGCAGCCUACAGAGAUCUGGGAGAAAAGAGUAGCGGAAUUGUCUAAAGGCUCUUCUAUUCUUGAUUCUGAGGAUUAUUUGCUUGCUUGCCUCCAAAGUAGCUUAGAUGCCUUGGAUGAACAAAUGCAUGAACGAAUGCCUAUCAUUAAGGAAUGCUUCAUUGACCUUGCUUUAUUUCCUGAACACCGAAGUAUCCCUGCUGUUGCUCUCAUUGAUAUGUGGGCAGAAUUAUAUGGACUGGAUAAGGAUUCUUGGUCCAUUACGAACAUCCACGAGCUUACCAAUCGUAAUUUGGCGAAUCUAGUCACAAGGAAUGGGAAGACGGAGAUCGAUGGCUAUUACAGUGAACACUUUGUUACCCAGCAUGAUAUGCUUAGAAAUCUAGCUAUCCAUCAGAUUGGUCAAGAUGAAAUAGGAAAGGAAAAAAGGCUGAUUAUAGAUAUUUGUAGUGACAAUCUCCCUAAGUGGUGGACAGAACAGAAGAAUAAACCCAAGAAGACCCGCUCAUUAUCUAUCUCAACUGAUGGAUUGUCCUCAGAAAAGUGGCACGACAUGCAUCUACCAAAGGCUGAGGUUCUAGUUCUUAAUUUUCAGACAGAGAACUAUGGUCUGCCAAAGUUCGUGAAGAAAAUGUCCAAGUUGAAGGUUCUAAUAGUCACAAAUUAUGGUGUCUUACAAGCUGACUUGAGUAAUUUCAAGCUUUUGGGUUCUUUGGCUAAUCUGAAGAGAAUAAGAUUAGAACGCAUUUCAAUUCCUUCCAUAAGGAAGAACUCCAUGCAGUUGAAGAGUCUGCAGAAGAUAUCUUUAUUCAUGUGCAGCAUCGGUCAAACUUUUAGCAACUCUUCCAUCCAAAUCUUAGAGGCAUUUCCAAAUCUAGUGGAAUUGAACAUUGACUACUGCGAUGAUUUGGUGGAAUUGCCUGUCAAGAUCUGUGAUCUUAUCCGCCUAAAGAAGCUCAGUAUUACCAAUUGCCAUAAGCUAUCUAGCUUGCCUGAAGAGAUUGGAAAGCUAGAGGGUUUAGAGGUAUUGAGGCUGAGGUCCUGCACAGACUUGGUAAAACUUCCAGGCUCCAUUAAGGACCUCACUAAGUUACACUUGCUUGACAUAUAUAAAUGUUUCAGCAUCAAGGAGUUGCCUGAAGACAUUGGUGAAAUGAGUGGUUUAGAAAAAAUCAACAUAGGACAAUGCUCAAGAUUGCAAGAGUUGCCUGUAUCAGUUUUGAAUCUUGGGGAGUUACGGGAAGUGAUAUGUGAUGAAUACACAGAAAACUUAUGGGGGGAACCUUUCAAAUCCAAUCUCACAAAGACAAAGAUAUCGGUGGUAAAAGAAGACUUCAACCUGAAUUGGCUUCACAAUCUUUGA
Molecule: messenger RNA, 2241 nt
Organism: Prunus dulcis (almond)
Lineage: Eukaryota; Viridiplantae; Streptophyta; Magnoliopsida; Rosales; Rosaceae
Product: probable disease resistance protein At5g66890
Exons: 5
Coding region: 4-2241 (745 amino acids)
Biological process (GO): defense response to fungus
Molecular function (GO): ADP binding
Source: RefSeq, a predicted model, not a curated record